AUGUUCUCUCGCUUUGCCGUCACCGCCGCCAAACCCACGGCCAUCGGUGCCGUCCGGGUUACUGCCAGGCUCUCUCCCCUGGCCAGCCAGGUCCGCUUUGUGAGCAGCCAUGUCUUGGAUGGUAGCAAAGGCAGGAAGAUGCCUGUCCAGCGGUCUCGAGCCACGGCUCCUGUCAACAACCUGGAUGCUACUUUCACUAUCCGAGAUGGUCCCGUCUUCCACGGAACCGCCUUUGGAGCCAACUCCAACAUUUCCGGCGAGGCUGUCUUCACCACCUCUCUCGUCGGCUACCCCGAGUCCAUGACCGACCCUUCUUACCGCGGCCAGAUUCUGGUGUUCACCCAGCCUCUCAUUGGCAACUACGGUGUUCCAUCGAACGCUCGCGACGAGUUCAACCUGCUGAAGUACUUCGAGUCCCCCAACAUUCAGUGUGCUGGUGUGGUGGUUGCCGAUGUGGCCGAGAAAUACAGCCACUGGACCGCCGUUGAGAGCCUCGGAGAGUGGUGUGCUCGAGAGGGUGUCCCUGCCAUUUCAGGAGUUGAUACUCGUGCUAUUGUCACGUAUCUCCGUGAGCAGGGUUCGUCCUUGGCUAGGAUCUCCAUCGGUGACGAGUACGAUGCCGACGAAGACGAGAGCUUCAUCGACCCCAGCCAGAUCAACCUUGUCAAGCGUGUGAGCACCAAGGCUCCCUUCAUGGUCUCUGCUCCGAAUGCCACCUUCCACGUGGCUCUGUUGGACUGUGGCGUCAAGGAGAACAUUCUCCGAAGCUUGGUCAGCCGUGGUGCGGCUGUCACCGUCUUCCCCUACAACUUCCCCAUCCAGAAGGUUGCCGACGAGUUCGACGGUGUCUUCAUCUCCAACGGCCCCGGUGACCCGACCCAUUGCCAGGAGACCGUCUACAACCUGAACCGGUUGAUGGACACCUCGCCCAUUCCCAUCAUGGGCAUUUGCCUUGGCCACCAGCUUCUGGCUCUUGCCAUUGGCGCACGGACGAUCAAGAUGAAGUACGGCAACCGUGCUCACAACAUCCCAGCCCUGGAUCUCACCACUGGCCAAUGCCACAUCACCAGCCAGAACCACGGGUACGCCGUCGACGCCGGUACUCUGCCGAGUGACUUCAAGGAGUACUUUGUCAACCUCAACGACGGCAGCAACGAGGGCAUGAUGCACAAGACCCGCCCCAUCUUCUCCACGCAGUUCCACCCCGAGGCCAAGGGCGGCCCGAUGGACAGCUCCUUCCUGUUCGACAGGUACCUGCAGAACGUCAAGCUGUACAAGGACAGCCAGAAGAUCUACAAGGACAACAGGCCGUCCCAGUACAUGCUGGACAUCCUCAGCAAGGAGCGUGUCGGCGUCGAGCCCACGCCCCUGGCCACCGCUGCUUAA
Molecule: messenger RNA, 1386 nt
Organism: Phaeoacremonium minimum UCRPA7
Lineage: Eukaryota; Fungi; Ascomycota; Sordariomycetes; Togniniales; Togniniaceae
Product: putative carbamoyl-phosphate synthase subunit arginine-specific small protein
Exons: 2
Coding region: 1-1386 (461 amino acids)
Biological process (GO): L-glutamine metabolic process; 'de novo' pyrimidine nucleobase biosynthetic process; L-arginine biosynthetic process
Cellular component (GO): cytoplasm; carbamoyl-phosphate synthase complex
Molecular function (GO): carbamoyl-phosphate synthase (glutamine-hydrolyzing) activity
Source: RefSeq, a predicted model, not a curated record